AAGCCUCAGUUAUCUUACAUUUUGGCACACAACAAGUCCUAGCUCUCAGCGUCACGUACAGUUUUAGACUUAGACAAAUAUUGUAAGAAAAUGUUCGGAAAGGUAGUGAUCGUGUGUGGGCUGUUGAGCGUGGCGCGUGCAGGGAUCCUAGCGGGGCACGGCGGCGGCGCGGUGUCCUCUCAGAGCAUCGUGCUCGGUGCGCCAGCCAUAUCACACGGCUAUGCGCCGGCCAUCUCGCACGGCUACGCGCCCGCCAUCUCGCAUAGCUACGCCGCAGCCGCCCCGGCCAUUGCUGCUCCUGCUUAUGGUUUCGGAUUAGGACACAGUGCGGUCGUGGCGCACGCGGCGCCAGUGCUGCGGACAGCCAUCGGCCACGCAGCCGCCCCUGUUGAAAUCUAUGCCCACCCCCGCUACCAGUUCAACUAUGGAGUGGCUGACGGCCACACAGGCGAUCAGAAGAGCCAGUGGGAGGCGCGCGACGGCGACGUCGUGAAGGGACAGUACUCGCUGGUCGAGCCUGAUGGCACCGUCCGUACCGUCAACUACUCCGCCGAUGACCAUAAUGGCUUCAACGCGGUAGUGAGCAGGCACGGUCACGCAGCGCACCCCGCCACCGCCGUGGUCGCCGCCGCCCCGGCCUAUGGUCACGGACACUACCUCGGCUAAACCCGACCUAUCGACCGCCCGCAACCACGACUACUAUUUAUUACUACAUAGUUUAAGCACGGACGGAUUGCGACCACGAAACAUGACUGCUUCGUUAAAACGGCGCCGAUAUGUGUGUACAUCUGCAGAGCGUUUCAUAACAUGUGUUCAGGGACUUACGGCCCAAAAUAGAUUAUUCUUUCGCUAAUCGCAAAACAUCAUUAGAUAGCUUUUGUAUAUUAUUUUCUUUUGUAGUGUAUAAGUAUCUGUUUUCAACUGCGGCAUACAUAUUAUGAAACGUUGGACGCGUUGCUUACGGAGUGCUGGACAAAGGUUUUGGUAUUUGUGACUGAUAUAUUGUAAAUUAAUAUACAUAUUUUCAUAGA
Messenger RNA from Manduca sexta (tobacco hornworm), 1031 nucleotides. RefSeq names its product cuticle protein 7. The record is from RefSeq and is a predicted model, not a curated record. Gene Ontology annotation, cellular component: extracellular matrix. Bases 91 to 666 code for a protein of 191 amino acids. The transcript has 5 exons. NCBI's taxonomy places the organism in Eukaryota, Metazoa, Arthropoda, Insecta, Lepidoptera, Sphingidae.